Molecule: messenger RNA, 2364 nt
Organism: Rhinopithecus roxellana (golden snub-nosed monkey)
Lineage: Eukaryota; Metazoa; Chordata; Mammalia; Primates; Cercopithecidae
Gene: HNRNPD
Product: heterogeneous nuclear ribonucleoprotein D
Exons: 9
Coding region: 437-1504 (355 amino acids)
Biological process (GO): regulation of gene expression
Cellular component (GO): nucleoplasm
Molecular function (GO): RNA binding
Source: RefSeq, a predicted model, not a curated record
ACGCCGCGCGUGAGAGGAAGGUAUAAAGGGGAGCGAGAGGGCGGGACCGAAGAGGAAAGGGAAAAAAAAAACCUAGGGGGAGAGGGGUGGGGGGGACGCGCGAAGGGCGCGCUCUCGCAUCACGUGACCGGGACGCGCUGUUCUUCCGUCGGCCAUUUUAGGUGGUCCGCGGCGGCGCCAUUAAAGCGAGGAGGAGGCAAGAGCGGCCGCCGCUGGUGCUUAUUCUUUUUUAGUGCAGCGGGAGAGAGCGGGAGUGUGCGCCGCGCGAGAGUGGGAGGCGAAGGGGGCAGGCCAGGGAGAGGCGCAGGAGCCUUUGCAGCCACGCGCGCGCCUUCCCUGUCUUGUGUGCUUCGCGAGGUAGAGCGGGCGCGCGGCAGCGGCGGGGAUUACUUUGCUGCUAGUUUCGGUUCGCGGCAGCGGCGGAGACACUAGCACUAUGUCGGAGGAGCAGUUCGGCGGGGACGGGGCGGCAGCGGCGGCAACGGCGGCGGUAGGCGGCUCGGCGGGCGAGCAGGAGGGAGCCAUGGUGGCAGCGACACAGGGGGCAGCGGCGGCGGCGGGAAGCGGAGCCGGGACCGGGGGCGGAACCGCGUCUGGAGGCACCGAAGGGGGCAGCGCCGAGUCGGAGGGGGCGAAGAUUGACGCCAGUAAGAACGAGGAGGAUGAAGGCCAUUCAAACUCCUCCCCACGACACUCUGAAGCAGCGACGGCACAGCGGGAAGAAUGGAAAAUGUUUAUAGGAGGCCUUAGCUGGGACACUACAAAGAAAGAUCUGAAGGACUACUUUUCCAAAUUUGGUGAAGUUGUAGACUGCACUCUGAAGUUAGAUCCUAUCACAGGGCGAUCAAGGGGUUUUGGCUUUGUGCUAUUUAAAGAAUCGGAGAGUGUAGAUAAGGUCAUGGAUCAAAAAGAACAUAAAUUGAAUGGGAAGGUGAUUGAUCCUAAAAGGGCCAAAGCCAUGAAAACAAAAGAGCCGGUUAAAAAAAUUUUUGUUGGUGGCCUUUCUCCAGAUACACCUGAAGAGAAAAUAAGAGAGUACUUUGGUGGUUUUGGUGAGGUGGAAUCCAUAGAGCUCCCCAUGGACAACAAGACCAAUAAGAGGCGUGGAUUCUGCUUUAUUACUUUUAAGGAAGAAGAACCAGUGAAGAAGAUAAUGGAAAAGAAAUACCACAAUGUUGGUCUUAGUAAAUGUGAAAUAAAAGUAGCCAUGUCGAAGGAACAAUAUCAGCAACAGCAACAGUGGGGAUCUAGAGGAGGAUUUGCAGGAAGAGCUCGUGGAAGAGGUGGUGGCCCCAGUCAAAACUGGAACCAGGGAUAUAGUAACUAUUGGAAUCAAGGCUAUGGCAACUAUGGAUAUAACAGCCAAGGUUACGGUGGUUAUGGAGGAUAUGACUACACUGGUUACAACAACUACUAUGGAUAUGGUGAUUAUAGCAACCAGCAGAGUGGUUAUGGGAAGGUAUCCAGGCGAGGUGGUCAUCAAAAUAGCUACAAACCAUACUAAAUUAUUCCAUUUGCAACUUAUCCCCAACAGGUGGUGAAGCAGUAUUUUCCAAUUUGAAGAUUCAUUUGAAGGUGGCUCCUGCCACCUGCUAAUAGCAGUUCAAACUAAAUUUUUUGUAUCAAGUCCCUGAAUGGAAGUAUGACGUUGGGUCCCUCUGAAGUUUAAUUCUGAGUUCUCAUUAAAAGAAAUUUGCUUUCAUUGUUUUAUUUCUUAAUUGCUAUGCUUCAGAAUCAAUUUGUGUUUUAUGCCCUUUCCCCCAGUAUUGUAGAGCAAGUCUUGUGUUAAAAGCCCAGUGUGACAGUGUCAUGAUGUAGUAGUGUCUUACUGGUUUUUUAAUAAAUCCUUUUGUAUAAAAAUGUAUUGGCUCUUUUAUCAUCAGAAUAGGAAAAAUUGUUUGUCAUGGAUUCAGGUUAUUAAAAGCAUAAGUUUGGAAAACAGCCUUGCCGAAAUUGAAGACAUGAUUAAAAUUGCAGUGAAGUUUGAAAUGUUUUUAGCAAAAUCUAAUUUUUGCCAUAAUGUGUCCUCCCUGUCCAAAUUGGGAAUGACUUAAUGUCAAUUUGUUUGUUGGUUGUUUUAAUAAUACUUCCUUAUGUAGCCAUUAAGAUAUUUAUAUGAAUAUUUUCCCAAAUGCCCAGUUUUUGCUUAGUAUGUAUUGUGCUUUUUAGAACAAAUCUGGAUAAAUGUGCAAAAGUACCCCUUUGCACAGAUAAUGUUUUAUGCUUCCAUUGAAUAAAAAGGAUUUAAAAUCUGUUAAUUAUAAUAGAAAUGCAGCUAGUUCAGAGAGAUUUUUAGAGCUGUGGUGGACUUCAUAGAUGAAUUCAAGUGUCGAGGGAGGAUUAAAGAAAUAUAUACCGUGUUUA